This is a messenger RNA of Oreochromis aureus, 7823 nucleotides long. It is a transcript of the gene znf318, whose product is annotated as zinc finger protein 318. Gene Ontology annotation, cellular component: nucleoplasm. The record is from RefSeq and is a predicted model, not a curated record. Bases 170 to 6058 code for a protein of 1962 amino acids. The transcript is spliced from 11 exons. Gene Ontology annotation, molecular function: zinc ion binding; nucleic acid binding. Gene Ontology annotation, biological process: negative regulation of DNA-templated transcription; positive regulation of DNA-templated transcription. Lineage: Eukaryota; Metazoa; Chordata; Actinopteri; Cichliformes; Cichlidae.
GCGGGAGGCUGGUGUGCUGCAGGUAGCUAAACCUCUGAGUUCCGUUUUUAUUCGAAUAUCCGCAGAAAAGAAGCUGCAAUCUAUCCGCGGAUAUCCGCACUUCGGUCGUCCUCGUUCAGUGACCUACGCAGCGUGCCCGCGGGGAGCCGCAGGCCCUCCGCGGAAGGAGAUGUACCGCGGUCGGCCUCCUCCGAGAGGGGGCUACCCGCCUCCCUUUGAAGGCCGGGGUCCGCCUCCGCCGAGGCCCUACCCGGCCCCGGGCUACAGGGACGACCGGAGCCGGCCCAGACCUCCGUACCACUCCGGCUACCAUGACCAUGGACCCCCGGAUCUCUACCGCCGCUCGCCGCCGCGCAGGAGGUACCCUUCCCCGGGCUCAGACAGCAAUCGCGGCGGGGAGUUAUGGACCGGAGGUCCGCCGAGAGAGAGGUCUCUGUCUCCACGUGGCCCGAUUCCCCUGGACCACAACCUCGUCAUCACCGUUGGCAACGAGCUGAAUGGACCUUCUGGCUCCGCCUCCUUGUGCCAUCUCGAAAGACGGGAGUACGAGCAAAGCCGGGGUCGGAGCAGACCUCGCAGCCGCAGUCCCGACCGGAGUCGGGCCAGGAGUCUUGGAAGGAGCAAGAGCCGCCCCCGUAGCCAGAGCCGCAGUCCAAAACGGAACCGGGCCAAGAGCCGGGGGCGAAGCCGCAGUCCGGACCGGAGCCGGGCCAGGAGCAGGGCCAAGAGCCAGAGCCGCAACAGGAGCCACAGUCCGGACCGGAGCAGGGCCAAGAGUCAGGGCCGCAGCAAGAGUCGCCCCCGCAGCAGGUCUAAAUCUAGGUCCAGAUCUAGGUCUCGAUCCAGAGGAAGGAGUCGAGGGCGGAGCUACAGCAAAGGGACAAGCUAUGCUCGCAGUAAGAGCCGUCAGAGGAGCCGAAGUCGCAGUCGCAGUGCGAGCAGCAGCUCGAGCUCAAGCAGCCACAGCAGAGGUGAUGCGACAGAUUUGAAUAAAGGGUUUAAGGAGCUGGAAAUGGCUCGACGCAAGAAGGAACUUGAGGAGCUGCUCACAUUACCAACAAAAUCCAUCCUGAAGAAACGCAGCUCAGAGGACUCGCCAUCUGUCAGGAGCACGGACUCUCCUCAAACUCAGGAUGGCUCCAUGUCCCGACUGGCCGAUCAGCUCCUGCACGCCGUUAAAGGCGCUGACCCUCGCAUGGUGGCGUCCAUGCUGGCGGAGCUGCGGUCUGAUCCACAGAUGGCUCGCCGUGCUGGCCUCGACGCUGAGAUCAAAGAAAUCCUCAGCCUGCUGGGGAUGACAACGCCGGGGCCCAGGACUCAGGAGAAGGUGCUAGACGACAUUGACGAUGAGGAGAGAUUCCUGUAUGGCGAUUCGGAGGAUCCCAAACCGCCGGCGCCGGAGCCAGUCUUGCCCCACAGUCUAGACUUGUAUGGAGAUGUAACUGAGGAGGUGCUGUAUGGAGACUACCCACAGCAGAAACUGGUCUCUGCUCAGACACACGGAUGCACCCUUCAGCCCCCUCACUCCACGGACAGUUAUGUGAGCCGGCCCACCAUCAGCCCCGACCAGAACAUCACGGUCCAGGUGUCGAACCCCGCUUACCCGCCUGGGACCGAGCCCCUGGAGGAGGGCGAGCGCCAGGCACUAGAAGAGUACGAGAAGAUCCAGGAUCUGCUUAAAACCAUCGGUCUGGACCUUGGAGUGGCCGAAAUUACCAAGAUGGCUGCCAGGACCAAAGAACGUCUCCACGGGAACAAACCACCUACAAAGACGCCCACACGGCGCAGACGGUACUCCUCCGACAGCUCUGACGGCAGCCGGCGGGGCCGUAGGUCACGAAGCCACAGUGGCAGCUCCAGCAGCACCAGCCGGAGUCGGAGCCACGGACGGGGUGGCGGUGCCACUGGCGCGGGCUGGAGCAGCGACGAGGAUGACCGCAGGAAGAGCUCAGCUCAGCUCAAAUCCCACCAAGACCGUGACGUUAAAGAGGAGAAAGGCGAGUGGAGCAACACGGCAGCGCCGCCCUGUCAGACUCCAGAGCCAAGCGGCCACCCCCCUCAUCCAGGUGUACCCAUCCCCACCUACCCCCCCUCGCAGGUCCCCGCCAUGAUGCACCCCAGCUACCCCCCGCCUGUGUACACUCAGUAUGGGAAUUACUUGCCCUUCGUACCCCAGCAGUGGCCCCCCACAUAUCCACCCCCAAACAUGGGGAUGCCUCCCCCUACAGGUGCUGAGGAGUACCCCCCCACACUGCCCUACAAACAGGCUUACACCCCUGAGCCAGGGGUCAAAGGUUUGGUGAAGAGCUCCACCCAGCACGCAGAGAAGGGGAGCGCCAAAGCUGUGAGAGUGUCUGAGGAGCAGAACAACGAGAGCCAGAAACAGAAGGUUCUGGAGGAGAGAGAGAAGCUGAAGCAGGAGCGAGAGAUCAGGAUGAAGAAGAAGGAGUAUCUGAUGAAGGAGCUGGAGAGGCUCAGGAAGCAGCAAGGCGAGCUGCUGAGGAAGAAGCGCCGGGAGAAGGAUGGCCACAAAGACCCUCUGCUGCAGGAGAUCAGCCACCUGCAGGAGGAGGUCAUGGCCCAGAUCUCCAACCUCCGCAAGGAGCACGAGGCUGCCGAGAAGAAACGCAGCGAGAUCGAGAAAGUCGCACUCAUCCUUGGCCUGAACCCGUCGGACCGACCCCGCAGGAUCAGCAAACCGCCCGAGGUCCAGAAGGCUGAGCAGCAGACUCCACCACAGAAGAAGAAACGUGAGGCAGAAAGGAGCCCAGAAGGGCGGCCGGCGGCCAGCGGCCCUGCGAUGAAGCAGAUUUGCGUGACUCUGUCGCCUUCAAAGGCGUCCCUGCACACGCCGCCCGACGCCACUGCAGCUCCAGCCCCGCCCCCCGAGCCAUUUGAAUACUAUGACGCUGGAAACCACUGGUGCAAAAACUGUAACGCUACGUGUGGUUCCAUGUUUGAUUUUUUCACACACUUGCACAGCAAAACGCACCUAAAGACUCUGGACCCCUAUGACCGACCAUGGGCUUCCACUCCAAGCAAAAUGAACAAGAACCAGCCACCAGACGAGAAGCUGACGAAACCCGCUAAAGGUUCAGAGUUCCUGGUACCCGUCAGAGGUUUCUUCUGCCUGCUGUGCAGAGAGUUUUAUGGCGACGGCAUCUGUGCAGAAGAGCAUGUCACCACGCACGCUCACAACGAGAAAUAUAAGAAACAAAUGUAUGAGAAUCCACUGUACGAGCAGAGGCGGAACCUGGACCGCCAGGCCGGACUGGCCUUAGAGGCAAGUGGAAAGAAACGUAAACAUGACGACGAUGAGAAAGACAGCAAAGAGGAAAAGUCCAAACACAAAAAAGAGAAAAAGGAAAAGGAGAAAAAGAAAGAAGAGGAUGUUUCAAAGGAGGACAAGUCAAAAAUGAAAAAGGAGGAAGACGAGGAUAAGCUGAAGCCAAGCAAAAAGGAGGAUUUAAAGAGUGCCAAGAGCCCUGAAAAGGAGUGGCCUUAUUACAGCAAGAAAAAUAAUGAUGAAAAGUACAACUACAGCAAGAAGGAAGACAAGUACCAUUACAGCCGAGAGGAAGACGAAAGGGACAGCCGGUACAGAUACAGCAGGGAUGAGGAAUAUCGGUACCAUUACCGCACCGAUGCUAAUGACCGUCCAAAAUAUGGUUCGAAAGAUGAUGGGGACAAAUUUAAAGGUGGCAAAUAUUCAGAUGCCAGAUCCAAAAAUGAGAAAGAGCGAGAUGAAUGCAAACCUAAACCUGAGAGGGAAGGUUUUAAAAAGUCUGAGCCAGAGAAGCUGGCAGUCAGCAAGCCCGAACCACUACCAAAACCCUACGAACUGCCCAAAAUUCUUUGUGGCCCCAGUCCAGCCAUGAGGGCCAAGCUCCGCAAGCAGAGCCUGGAGGCUGGUAAACCAACUACACCAGCAACAACCACAUUUGGAAAGUUCAUCUGGAAGAAGAAGGAGAACAUGCUGGCAAAGGAGGCGGAGAAAGUUGCUGCAGAGUUCAUCAAGGAGGAUGAAGCCGCUGCGAAGGACAAGUCACCCUCGGUGGAAGACUCUUUUGCAAAGUCAGUAGCUGUUGCCAAAGAGAUCGCAGAGAAGCUGGGAAACCAGCCAAGCGUAUCUGCUCCCUGGAUGUCCAACCGGGGACGGAUCCGACCCAACCUCCCUACACCUGCUCUAGGUCUGAGGAAGCCAACCCUGAUGGGCAGACCUGCAUCUCUGAAUACCUUUCUGUCCAUUAAACCCCAAAACCCUACUUUAGUAGAGUCUCUUCCAACAGAGGGCGCAGUACUCACGCCUCCUCCCUUGAGUUCCGGAAAUGGUCUGCUUCAGACUAAAACGGUCCCAUACGUUGAUAAACUUGGGCCAUUUGAGGCAGUCCCUCCCCUGUUUCAGGUUAGACCUCCACCCGUGGUGCCUGUACCAUCUGAAGUUAAAUCUACUCCGCCUGUUUCUGAACCAGCCUCAGUCCAGCCAAAUCCUGCCCCUGCCGGUGUCACAACUCCUACACUUUCUAAAUUUAAUCUUGCUCCUACAGUUUUUGAACCUGCCCCAGUCCAGCCAAAUUCUGCCCCUGCAGGUGUCACAACUCCUACACUUUCUAAAUUUAAUCCUGCUCCUACAGUUUUUGAACCUGCCCCAGUCCAGCCAAAUCCUGCCCCUGCAGGUGUCACAACACCUACACCUUCUAAAGUUAACCCUGCUCCACCAGUGUUUGAACCUGCCCCAAUCCAGUCAAAGACUGCCCCUGCAGGUGUCACAACUCCUACACCUUCUAAAUUUAAUCCUGGUUCAACAGUUUCUAAACCUGUCCCAGUCAACUUAAAGCCGGUCCCAGUACAGGCAAAACCUUUAACUUCUUCAGCUACCACAGCUACUCCAGCACAACCAGCCAUGAUAAAGAUUGUGUCUGACGUGGCAGCUCCUGGUGUCCCAGAGGGUGAGCAGACUCGUACGGUGUUUGUCAAACCUCCACCUUUCAUGAAUAAGUGUGAUGGAGCUCAGAAAUCAGACAAAUUUAGGAGUAACCUGGCUGCAGCCAGAGCCCAAGAUUUAUUUGGUAUCUUCUACAGCAGCAUCAGCCAAACGGGCCCCUCCUCGUUCAGCAAACCAGCAUCAGAUUCUAGAGCUGAAGGCAGUAGUGGCAGUAAAAGUCCAUUUUUAGUUCCAAAAGCCCUAACAGCCCAACCACAGUCCAAACCACACCCUGAAUCAGAGCCCCAAACAGAGUCUCAGCCACAGUCCAAACCACAGACACAGCAACACCUUGAACUCCAGCCUGAACCACAGCCCAAGGCACAAGGUCCUACUCAGUUCCCACUUCCAAAUGAACUCCAAAGAUCUCCACAACGAAGUCCAAAUGAACACCCACAAAACCCACUGACCCUGACAAACUCAGGCAUUCAAAUCAUGUCUGUCUGGUCCCUGCAGUCUGCCAAAGACUCCGCAUCUGAGUUGGCUCUACCUAAUGAAAGAAGCACGCAAAUGCCUCAACCAAGAUUGUCUCCUCCGCUUCAGUGUGAGGCUCAGAGUGCACCUGAAGACCAGUCCGUGACAGCCAAAUUGGAUCCCGAAAUCUUCCCAGAGAGUCAGUCUUCCAGACUGGAGUCCCAGCUCAAACCAUGUCCUGAAAGUCAAAUAGAGCCCCGACAGUCAGAAUUAAACAGGGGCAACCAAUUCCAUCCAGAGGCUCAUUCUGACACAGAACCUGAACCCAAACCAAAAACGGGUCCUAAAACUAGGGGUAAGAAAACCCCGCCUGCUCCUCGGCCAACCCGGCAAACCCGAUCCCAAACAAGAUACCAGACCCGACAGCAGCUGAACCAGAACCAGCCUGAACCAGAACCCGAGUCAGCUUCAGGUGACACUGAUGCUGCAACUUCAGACCCAAAGAACUUGGACAUGGUAGAUCCUGGCUCUACGUCGCAGCCGGAGGCUGAGGCGUCCAGUGAGGCGAACCCUCAGAUUAUGAAGAUAACUGCAGAAACACUGGGCCUGCCCUCUGACAUGACCUCACUGGACUUUGAAUAUGAUUUUAACUUUGAGUAGGAGUCGACUGGGCUUUAUGACAUGGGGGCAAGGUUUAUUCUAACCACUGGGCCAUUCAGAAAGGCUGAAGCCACAGUGUGUCACAUAUUGGAGGGCAUCUGAAAGUGACGAGAUAGACACUUGCUGAAGGACUUCACCUGUCUAAAGGACCAGAUUUAUUUAGAGUUUAGUUGAAUUCCUUUGUUCACUGUUUUCUCCAGAAUUUGUUUUUAGGUCUGAUUGAUCUCAUAGAAACGUGUCCAGGACAUUUAUCCCCACCCAGGAGUCUCCUAGUUAUGCAGCUUUUGCUUACACAUCGCAGGUUUCAAAUAGACUAAAAGAAGAAUUUAAAUACUCAAAAAAACCUAUAAACUGCUUGAUUUAUGCCAUUUCUGUUUAAAUAACACAAUAAACCUCCUUUCUUUGAUCGUAUUCGGCAGCUGCGAGCGCUGGUGUUUUGCGUUUUGGAGUUGCAUUUAAAUGAACAAUGAUUUCACCUAACAGGACAAGUGAGCUCAUGUAGACGGCUGUCAUCCGAUCUACUGAAUGAGAAACCUUAUAAAAUCAGAGCGCUUACCUGGUCUGGUUGUGAUUUGUUAGUUUUUAGUUACGGUGUACCUGAUGCUACCUGGCUCUAAAUAAUAAAAACACAAUUGCGGACUUUCAGCCUGACCCAGUCCUUGAAAUACAUAAACCAGGCUCACUAAAGCACACAGUCUUUUAUUGUAAUGACACAACUUGUCCUUUGAGGCAGCAGUGUCUGUCUGAGGUGCUCUCUGUUGUAAGUGGAGCUGCAGCUGACGAUGAUGAUGAUUUGGAUGAGUCUGCUAAGACUCCUGUGAAUUUCCAUACGCUGAGGUGAACCUGAAACACUUUGUAAUCCUUGGACCCUUUCACAGUUCAUCUGGACCAACCGUUUGGUUUCACCUCAUUUCUGCUUCUUGUCACAGGAAAUGUUGGCCCAGAACCUUUCGGGAAAUAAAAGAUUCCUGAAGUCAAAAAAAGCCCAACAAAGUUCAGACAGUUCAUCCCAGACUCAUUUCUUAAAUUUUCAAGCAUCUGUGUAUUUUUUUUUUUUUUUUAUAUAUAGGCGACCUUUCUGUUGUUGAUCUCAGACUUGCUGGAUGUCUUCCCCUGUGUAAAGGGUCUGAACUGAAUCAUCUGUCUCAGAAUAGAUAAAUCUGUGGCUGGGAAAUGCUAGAAAAGAACCUGAGACCUGGACCUCAAAGUUCCUGAACCUUCAGAGAAUAUGGCAUCUCAGAACACGAGGUGAGGCUUAAUUUAGCAACCAGAUCGUCAAAAGUUUCUUAGUGUCUGGGAAAUAUGUCAAUGUGAAGGCGAAGAUCUGAGUCAUGGUCCUUUCACUGGUUCUCAGUGUUUGAUCCAGCUAACCCAGAUUAACUCACUGUAACGUGCUAAAUUUGUGGUUAAGCUGUUUAAGAACUUGCAGAUGAGAGGCUGUAAUCCCUGUUAGGGUCUCAAACAAAUGGUUGGAAAGCAGAGCGUAUCAUACUAAAAGGAAAUGUUGUUCCCUCAUCACCUAUUGAAUGGCCUCAUACAGACGAAACUGAUGGGGUUCUGGGAUAGUUGGAAGACUGCUCCUUCAAAGAGCACAGUGUAGUUUGGGGGGGUUCACAGUUAAGGCCUCGUUUCGACCUUGGAAAGCUUGUUCUGAUGCCCCUGAAUGAAACAGUCUCUGGAACUGCAUCAGAUGUUCUUCCUUCAUUGUGUUUGAAACUGCUUGUCCUGUAACGUGUUAAAGUUUUAAUAAAAGGAGAAACUCCAA